This is a messenger RNA of Ooceraea biroi (clonal raider ant), 1334 nucleotides long. Its product is annotated as peptide deformylase, mitochondrial. The record is from RefSeq and is a predicted model, not a curated record. Gene Ontology annotation, molecular function: peptide deformylase activity. NCBI's taxonomy places the organism in Eukaryota, Metazoa, Arthropoda, Insecta, Hymenoptera, Formicidae. Gene Ontology annotation, cellular component: mitochondrion. Gene Ontology annotation, biological process: N-terminal protein amino acid modification; peptidyl-methionine modification.
AAGAAUUUUUUCUUAUUUCCACUAGUAGAAUAUGCUCCCGCAGUUUGUCGGUUAAAACCCGGGACACCCUGUAUAUGCGUCAUGUCUCUCGCAGCACGUUCCCUCAAAAUUUAGAGCGCAUUAAUUAAAUGUUGAAGAAUAUUUUAUUCUAUGUAAUGAGAGGGCAAAACAUUUCUCCACGUUUUUUUCCAAGUUGUUUCCAAGAAGAUAAAUGUAAAGUAAUCUAACAUUAUAACAUCACAAUUUAUCAUUUUGUCAGCAAGUAAUUACCUUAACAAAAUUUGUACCAUUACACUCGCCCUGUCCUUACUGUCCUUAGUGCAGCAAAUUUCCUUAAAAUUAUUACUAAUGGCUUUGGUUAUAUAUCCAGUAGUGUAUUUUUAAGUAUGUUGGAGGGGGGGGGGGUAUGGCACUCUCAGGGUGGGAAACAUGACUAAACAAUCCGAAGCGUCAUAACCUAUCGUAACCUGAGAGAGAGUGUGUCACUUGCCAAAAAUACUACACUUCAAUAAUCAUUUCCGAGUGCAUCAAUAAUGUUUCAACUACGUCAUUUCGCUAAAGUGAUUCCGCGCGCUGUCAGAAACAACGAUGCACGAUUUAUAAGUUUUCUGAAAAUGAAAGAAGCAGUUAAAGAUCUGCUAGGCAUGGAUUCUAAUAGGUUACCGUACGGACACGUUUGUCAAGUUGGCGAUCCUGUCCUGCGAGGUCGCGCCAUGAUGUUAGAACCAGAGGUUAUCAGAAUGGCGGAUUUUCAAAAGGUAAUCCAGCAUCUGAUAAGUGUUAUGAGGAGUUAUAAGGCGUGCGGUUUGUCUGGACCACAAAUUGGGCUGCCGUGGCAAAUAUUCGUUAUAGAACACACGAAAGAGCACAUGAAAAUGCAUCACGAAGCAAUCAGAAAAGCUUAUGAGGAAACUAUCGUUCCAACAACGAUCUUUAUCAAUCCGGAAUUAAAAGUUUUGGAUUAUACCCCCGUUACAUGUUAUGAGGCGUGCGAAAGUAUUCGUGGAUAUACCGCUGCUGUGCCUAGAGCGUACGAGGUGGAAGUUACAGCUCUGAAUGCUUCCGCCGAACGAUUUACGUGGAGAGCACGUGGAUGGUCUGCUAGGCUAGCGCAACAUGAAUAUGAUCACUUACAAGGAAAACUAUACAUAGAUAAAAUGGAGAUUAACACAUUUCAUUGCACGUCUUGGGAAAAAAUUAACAAAUAUAAUGGUAAAGUGCAGUUAAGUUAUUGGCCGAAAACGUAAAAUUGCGAUGUGCAUAUAAAGUAUUUAACUGAAAUAAAUGGUGAAUAAGUAAAUAGAAAUAAAUAAAUUACAAUGCUCACACGAGAA